UGCGUCACCCGAACUCAUUCGCUUUCUUUGUCCCUUCAAUACACCUCCGCGGUUCACCAAUCUGGUUCAACAAUAUCUUCAUUUCUAUCAAUACAACGAUUGCGUUUCAGACCAAUCCUCUGUCGCAGGGAUAGACUUGGUCGCUCGCGCCUCAGAAACCACAGUACGUUCAGACAAUGAACACUUACACUUCAACCUUCAACCGCAUCUCACAUCAACCACGACGACCUACUCUGAGACCCUACGCUUCGCCACACCGUAAACGCUCAAGAUAGACGCCCACUGACACUCUCGGCUGGUCUCUUUGUCCUCUGGCGUGCCAUUCAGUAUUCGUUUAUCUCUGAGCGUUCUGCAUUUCAUUAUUCCUUAUCUACAGGCCCUGGGCUGCCGAUUUCAUCAGGCCCAUCAAAUUCCUCAAACACAAUGUCGGCGGUAGCUGCGACUCCGGCGCAUCAAGCUCCCCGAGGCCCUCGCCGUUCAGGAAAGAAGCCUCGACCGUCAGACACUGGUGACAGCGCUCCAGCUCCUGCUGCACCAGCUGCAGGUCCUCAGCGCAACCCCUCCCCCACUAUGGGUGGUACAACAAAGAACAACAUCAAAGGUCAACACCGCAAACCUCCACAAGGCAAUAACAAGUCGCAAACAGAAGGAAAGCAUGGCAACAACCAACAGGAGAAGGUCAAGCCGACACCGACACCCAUGAAACCAGCCGCGUACGCCGGAUCUGCUUUCCAACAAUCCCCAGCCCCUUCUGCUCUGCCUCUCCCAAGCUUCUACUCCAAAUCUCUACCGACCACAAGCUUCAUGCCACAACAGGCCCCCACCUCAGAAGAUACCAGCUCCCACGACUCUUCAGUCACACCAGGCGAAGAAUCACCCAGCAAGCGAGAAUCCACUCCAUGUGACUUUCUCUUUGAAGCUGCCCGACAGGCAAGGGCGACUCCUCGGGGUGAGAGCCCUGCCACACGUUCCGGCAAUCUCUCUGUUGCGAAUGGAAGUCCUGCUUCUCAGUCACCCGCACCCCGAGAAGGCGACCCCAUGUUUCCCUUCGAGCUGGAGGGUGCCAACCCUGGAGAGGACGGAUCUUCAUUUGCCACCCCUUACAAAGAUCGCAUUGAGGCCCUGCGAUCCACAAAGUCGACGUCCACAGGAGGCAAGAGCAUGGACGAGAACGAGCGCAAGGCGAAAUCGGAGGCAUUGAAGAAGUUGCUCAUGAAAUCAAGUGGUCGAGAGAGCAGCAUCGACGGUGAAUCCGUCACCGAUUCGAACCCUUUUAAUGCCAGAGCCCCGUAUUCAGCCGGUCCUCCCCUCCCACAGGCCCAGGUUCGCUCCAGCUCGAACCCUGGUACCCCGGUUUACAAGCAUGAGAACUCUGUCUACCAUUCUCCGCAGAACUUCGCCCCGGUAGGGUACCCAUUCUCGGCCGGCCAGAUGUAUACUCCAAAGCGAACGAACUCUUCCCGGCUUAGGCAUGUCUAUGGUGCACAGAGCGAGCCGGAGUACGCCGAGUUGUCUUCCGAUAGCGCAAUAUCGCCACCGACGGUUUCGCGAAAACAUACCGCUCGUCAACAGUCACAGUAUACUACAGGGUCAUCCGUGAACCACCCGCAGAUGCCGACUCACCGAUCUAAGCCUAGUGCGCAACAACUUGAGGAUGAUUUGAGAAGGGUGUUGAAGCUGGACAUUACGUCUCGAGGAUGACUCAUUCUGGGAGUAGUGUCAUUUGACAUUUAGAUGAAACUAAAGCAGAACAAGGGGCUGGAUCAAUGUACGAAGACCAUGGUUUAUGAUCUUCAUGAGACGAAUCGGGUCAGGACGACAAGAAUUUGUCAGUUUUGGGUUGGUUCACGUGGUGGACUACUGGCACGGAAGUUAUCUCUGAAAGAUCAUAUCGUGGAGCAGAUUUGGAAAGUAUGGAAACUAAAGACUGGUCAUUCUUUUGAGGUGGAUCUCAUUUGUUCCCGAAGGGAUGAUGGUGCUGGACACAUACCUUCAUACCUAACGAAGCCCUUUUUGUUUUGUAGACGAGUGUCAAUUCUCUGCUGUUGCUCUG
Messenger RNA from Cladophialophora immunda, 2053 nucleotides. RefSeq lists its product as uncharacterized. The transcript has a single exon. The record is from RefSeq and is a predicted model, not a curated record. The coding region runs from base 424 to 1701 and encodes 425 amino acids. NCBI's taxonomy places the organism in Eukaryota, Fungi, Ascomycota, Eurotiomycetes, Chaetothyriales, Herpotrichiellaceae.